This is a messenger RNA of Effrenium voratum, 2755 nucleotides long. NCBI's taxonomy places the organism in Eukaryota, Dinophyceae, Suessiales, Symbiodiniaceae. The record is from the annotation of a GenBank genome assembly.
CCUCCCGCCCAUGGACGCGUCCGCAUCGCCCGUGGUUCCGCUGCCGGCCGUGCCUGCCGUGCGGCUGGUGGUGCGCACGCUGGGCGGAGAUGUCCUGGCGGAGCCCCAAGUGGAGCUGAGUUGGUCGGUGUGGGAGCUGAAGAGGGCGCUGUUCUCAGCCGGCGCGCCGGCGAUCGCGCGCCAGAAGCUUCUGCUGGAGGAGAGGCCGCUGGCGGACUCCGAGACCCUCGCGGCGGCGGGGCUGUCUGAUGGCGCCCAGCUCCUGUGCCUCUGCGUCCCCACGCCGGACGGCAAAAAUAUGGUGCAAGCCGUCGUGCGAUGCCGGUCUAUGAGCGAAGAGGAGGUGGCUCGAGGCUGCCGCAGAGUGCUGACGUUGGACCCGGCGACCAACAGCGCACGGCUGCACAAAGAUGAGGAGGAAAACUCCUUCAGCUUUUACAAGGUCCUGGAGCAGCACUCGGAGCUCGACGAGCUUGGCCAAAAGUUGGUGCAGAACGUGGUGGAAGGCUACAGCAGCACGGUCUUCGCCUUCGGCACCACCGGAUCUGGAAAGUCCUCAAGCCUAUGGGGCGAGAAGGAAGAGGAGGGCCUCGCCCUGGCGUGGGGCAGGCAGCUGCUGGAGCCGCGCUCGGCGCGGCUCCAGCCGCGCGGGGCGCGCUUUUGCUGCUCCCUGCUGGAGAUCCGCUCCAGCACCACGGACCUACUGGCGGAGGCAGACAGCGCGGUGGUACAGCUCCGCGCCGAGAAAGGCGCCGAUGGAUCGUCGGUGGUCGCGAAGGAUGUCACCUCUGUGGAAGUGAAGACCUUGGAGGAGAUGAAGGUGGUCUUGGGUUUUGGCCUCCGGCGCUCCACUCAGCGGCGGAAGGAGUUUCCCGGGCCCUACGGCGACGCGGAUCUCAUCUUCAGCCUUACGGUGGAGACUGUGGAGGAAGGCCAGCCUUGCAUCCGGAGCCUGCAAUUUGCAGAAUGCAGAGGCGCUGGGCGAGUGGUGUCAGCUGGAUGUGCCCGUUGCAUGAAGGAGGCGGCGUCCUACGCUGCUGCGCAGAGCUCCAUGAUGCAAGUGGUGCACAGCCUGGCCUCUCCUCGCAGAGGACCCCAUGUGCCAUACCGGAACUCACGGCUGGCCUUUCUUUUGAAGGAUUCCCUGGGCGGCCCCACGAAGACUCUGUGGCUGAGCCACGUGACGCCCACUGACGCAGAUUACAAGGAAACCUUGUCCACGCUCCGCUACACCUCCAACGUGGGGAGAAUCGAGAACCCCCCGCUGGUCAUGCGCCGCGGGCCGGUGCCGGAUGCCGUGCCCCUCCAGGUGGUGGUGCGCACCAUGGGGGGCGAGGUACUGGCGGAGCCACAGGUAGAUCUGAGGUGGCCAGUGCGGGAGUUGAAGCAGCUGCUAUGGGCCGCCGGCGCGCCGACUUUGGGGCGACAGAAGUUGCUCUUAGAGGAGCAGCAGCUGGAGGACAGCCGGACCCUGGCGGAGAGCGGGGUCAGUGACGGCGCGCACCUCCUGUGCCUUUGUGUCCCCGCGGAGGAGGACGGCAAGAACUUCGUGCGAGCCGCGGUGCGAUGCCGGCCCAUGAGCAAGGAAGAGUUGGCCAACGGAUGCAGCAGAGUUUUGACCAUGGACACCGCGGCUGGCAGCUUGCGCCUUCAGCGGGCGGACCGGCAGGAGGCGAAGUCCUUUACGUUUCACAAGGUCUUCGACGAGAGCUGCGGGCAGCAGCAGCUCUUCAACGAGUUGGGCCCGGACUUGGUGCAGUGCAUCUUGGAAGGCCACGAUGCCACAGUCAUCGCCAUGGGCACAACCGGCUCUGGGAAGUCCGCCAGUCUCUGGGGCGACGAAACGAAUCGCGCUGGCCUGGCGUCGCUCUGCGGGCGGCACCUGCUGGCGGCCGCCCAACGGAGCGGCAGAAGCUGGCGCGUCAGCGGCUCGUGGCUGGACAUCUUCUGCGUCGAGGUCUUCGACCUCCUCGCAGAAGCCGACAGCUUUCUGGAGCUGAGCGAGAUCCACGGGGCGACGGUGGCGGAGGGAGCCACUGCAGUGGAAGUGAAGAACCCGGAGGAGUUGCAGGCCAUCCUGGACUUUGGCCUCCGCCGAAGCCAGGCGCAUAGGGCGGCCCGCGAAGCCGCGCGUGGCUCGGCCACGCCGCUCUACUCGGAUCGCGUCUUCGCGUUGACUGUGGAGACGCUCGACGCGGCAGGAAAAAACACCGAGUUCAUCAGGCGCCUGCUGUUCGUGGAAUGCAAGGGCAGCGAGAGGAUGCAGAAGGUUGGCAAGCACACGCAUAAGGAGGCGAUCUCCUACAGUUCUCUCCUACCUGCGAUUGGGAACGUGGUUUCAAGCCUGGCCGAAGCCAGACCGGGCACGUACGUGCCCUACCGGGAUUCGAAGCUCACGCUUCUGCUGAAGCAGUCGUUGGGAGGCCCCACCAAGACCCUGUGGCUCAGCCACGUGACGCCCACCGAUCUGGCAUAUGAGGAGAGCCUCUCCACCGUCCGCUACGCCGCCCGCGCGGCUCGGAUCGAGAACCCGCCGCUGGCGCGCGGGUCUUGGCCGCCGGUGGCGCCCAUUGCGCUCGCGGCUGCCCCCUGGAUCACGGAUCCGCCCAGCGGAGGGUAUCACGCAGAGUGAGGCCUCAUGCGUCCAUGUUUUCCUCAAAAUGAACGGGCGCCCAGGAAGAAUCUGCCUAUUUGAUGGGCAAAGUCAUCGAUUGGCCAUGUUAGUCCUUUGCUGGGCCCUCCCGUAGUUCAGGCU